Messenger RNA from Sander lucioperca (pikeperch), 3394 nucleotides. RefSeq names its product carboxypeptidase X (M14 family), member 2 (gene cpxm2). The record is from RefSeq and is a predicted model, not a curated record. Bases 536 to 2791 code for a protein of 751 amino acids. The transcript has 14 exons. NCBI's taxonomy places the organism in Eukaryota, Metazoa, Chordata, Actinopteri, Perciformes, Percidae. Gene Ontology annotation, biological process: proteolysis. Gene Ontology annotation, molecular function: zinc ion binding; metallocarboxypeptidase activity.
AAGAAACUUUCCUCUGGUUAAAGCCUGCCCCAGACAGAGUGGGAGGAGAUGGAGAUGAAAGCAGAUCCUAAAUGUGUCAAUGUAUGUAUCCCAGAGAGAUUUCUAUUCCUAUUUCUCUUCUACCCACACAAAGCCAAUGUCAAUACAGUGACUCUGCAAUGUGUCAGCAGCCUGGGCUGGUUUGAAUCUAUGAGAGAGAAAGAAAAAAAGGUUUCUUUUUGAGUCACCUGCCAGCAUCUAAAGGAGAGAACGGUGCUGUCUGUCUCUCUGCCUCUUCCCUCUCCUCUCCCUCAUCUCCUGCUCUCUGUCAUUCUCCCUCCCUCACUGCAUUUUUCCCAGACUAAGGCGUCCAUGGACCCUCUGGCUCCGCUGCUUUCGUCAGUGACUUGGAGCGCUCUGAGAACUUUGUGAACUCUCCGCGUUGGAGUGGGAAGGGAGAGGAAGGGGAGCAGUUGAUGGGACGCAGCCCGGCAGCAGCAGCAGGCUCCUUUGGAGACGGCAUCAGGACUCACAGCUGGAGCUAAUCCCCCGGGUCAUGACAAGACAGCGCCUAUGCCUCCUAACCCCCCUGGCUCUGCUGGGACUCCUCGUGGGGCUUGCAGACCUCAGCCAAGGCUCUGCCGGUGAGGAUGAGGAUUACUACAUGCAGGAGCUGCUGACAAGAGAGCAGUAUAACCAGGUCCAAGUGCUAGAGAAGCCGGUGGCCUCGAUACCUGACAGGCAUGUGCACCCCAGCCAAAAGCCUGCCAAGAAAGUGCCCAAGGGAAAAGCAGACAGCAGCACGCAGACGGAAAAAAACAGAGCUGAUGUAAAAUCAGUGAAAACAGCCAACAAAAAGGCUGAGAAGAACAAGAAAAGCGCCCUGAAAACCUCAAACAGCAUCUCAGAGGGAGAAGGACAAUACAACUCGAUAAAAGAGGAAUGCCCUCCCAUGGGACUGGAGACAUUGAAGAUUGAUGAUUUCCAGCUUCAUGCUUCAACUACGAAACGCUACGGCCUUGGUGCACACAGAGGUCGACUUAACAUUCAGGCUGGCCUUUAUGAAGAUGACCUCUAUGACGGGGCCUGGUGCGCUGGCAGAGAUGACCCGCUGCAGUGGUUUGAGGUGGACGCCAGGAGGCUGACUAAGUUCACAGGGGUCAUCACACAAGGCAGAAGCUCCCUUUGGUCGAGCGAUUGGGUGACCUCGUAUAAGGUGAUGGUGAGCAAUGACAGUCACACCUGGAUAACACUGAAGAACGGCUCCAAGGACUUGAUCUUCAUUGGCAACAGGGAAAAGGAGAUCCCAGUCCGGAACAUCUUUCCUGCGCCAGUGAUUGGCCGAUACAUCCGAGUCAACCCUCGCUCAUGGCUUCCCAGCGGCAGUAUCUGUAUGAGAGUGGAGAUCCUUGGCUGUCCUAUGCCAGAUCCAAAUAAUUACUACCACCGACGCAAUGAAGUCAUAACGACAGAUGACUUGGACUUCAGACACCACAGCUAUAAAGAAAUGAGGCAGCUUAUGAAGGUGGUCAAUGAAAUGUGCCCUAACAUCACCCGGAUCUAUAACAUAGGAAAGAGCCACAGCGGCCUCAAGCUGUAUGCCAUAGAGAUUUCUGACAACCCAGGAGAGCAUGAAAUUGGUGAACCAGAGUUUCGUUACACAGCAGGUUCCCAUGGUAACGAGGUGCUGGGACGAGAGCUGCUCCUCCUGCUGAUGCAGUUCAUGUGUCUGGAGUAUCUGUCCGGCAACCAGCGGAUACGUCACCUGGUGGAAGAGACCAGAAUCCAUCUAUUGCCAUCUGUCAACCCUGAUGGGUACGAGAAAGCCUUUGAAGUGGGUUCAGAGCUUAGCGGCUGGUCUUUGGGUCGAUGGAGCAAUGAUGGAAUAGAUAUUCACCAUAACUUCCCCGAUCUCAACUCCAUCCUGUGGGAUGCCGAGGCAAAGAAGUGGAUCCCUCGCAAAAUGUUCAACCACCAUGUACCCGUCCCAGAGUGGUUCCUGUCCAAAAAUGCUUCAGUUGCUGUGGAGACACGGGCUCUGACAGCAUGGAUGGAGAAGAUGCCCUUUGUGCUGGGCAGUAACAUCCAGGGAGGGGAGCUGGUGGUGACUUUCCCGUACGACAAAACUCGCUCCCAAGGGGUGGCCAGGGAGCAGACCCCGACCCCGGAUGACCACGUCUUCCGCUGGCUGGCCUUCUCCUACGCAUCCACCCACCGCCUGAUGACCACCGCCAACCGAAGGGUCUGCCACACAGAAGAUUUUGCCAAGGAGGACGGCACCAUCAACGGAGCAUCCUGGCACACCGCGGCUGGCAGUAUGAAUGAUUUCAGCUAUUUGCACACCAACUGCUUUGAGCUGUCGAUGUAUGUGGGUUGUGACAAAUUCCCACAUGAGAGCGAACUGCCUGAGGAGUGGGAGAACAAUCGCGAGUCACUUCUUGUCUUCAUGGAGCAGGUGCAUCGUGGGAUUAAAGGUGUGGUGAGGGACCUGCAAGGGCGCGGAAUAGCUAAUGCCAUCAUCUCUGUGGAGGGCAUCAACCAUGAUAUUCGCACAGCUUCUGAUGGCGAUUACUGGCGCUUGCUGAACCCUGGAGAGUACAGAGUAACAGCCAGGGCUGAGGGCUACAGCCUCACCAGUAAGAAGUGCGAGGUGGGCUACGAGAUGGGCGCCACCACCUGCAACUUCAUCAUCUCCCGCACCAAUCUGUCACGAAUCAAAGAAAUAAUGGAAAAAUUCAACAAGCAGCCCAUCAGAUUGCCCGUCAAGCAGCUCCAAGCUCAUAGGACCAGAGAGAGACGCAUGGGGACGUAAUGACUGAAUGAGGAAGCAUUAAAAACAAACAUCUGCUCUGAUCAGACUGGGGUCAACUCCAAGGACCUCUAUCAGAUUCCAGAGUGCUGUCAGUGGAAUUAGUGUUUGAAGAUUGAAAAUGUGGAUUAAUUUAAAUGGGAUGUUUGGUUUUGUUGUCAUCUCAACCUUUCUUUGUAUUCACUGUAUUUAAUUCUGUCAAAGGCUAAGUAACUAUGUUCAACAUCCCUUUUUCAAUUUAUUAUUUUAUUAUAUUAUUAUUAAGACCAUCAUUCCAUCAACUAUAAAUACUGACAGAAUAUAAUCACAUUAGAACUUAUUUUUUUAAAUAAAAGAAAAUUGAAAUAAAUGUUAUAGAUGAGGAAUCUGCCCUAGAUUAAUUUUAACCACUGUGAGGAAUGGCUAUGACUGUCAUUAUGUGCAUACUUAUUAACUUAUGUAACACUGUUAUGUAAACCAUUAUGAAAGCUUUAUUAUCUGCACUUGUACAAUUUCCGGUCCUUUAAAAAAACAUGUUGACUCACUGACUUUUGUGUGUCAUUGAUUUGUUUUUUUUAUACACUUUACUUGUGGCAAGUUAUUAAACUAUGUUUGAACAAAUUGAAA